Aplosporella prunicola CBS 121167 is the source of this 891-nucleotide messenger RNA. RefSeq lists its product as uncharacterized. Gene Ontology annotation, molecular function: RNA binding. Gene Ontology annotation, biological process: RNA processing; spliceosomal snRNP assembly. The record is from RefSeq and is a predicted model, not a curated record. The coding region runs from base 88 to 465 and encodes 125 amino acids. Gene Ontology annotation, cellular component: SMN-Sm protein complex; U5 snRNP; U12-type spliceosomal complex. NCBI's taxonomy places the organism in Eukaryota, Fungi, Ascomycota, Dothideomycetes, Botryosphaeriales, Aplosporellaceae. The transcript is spliced from 3 exons.
CAUCACUUCGUCAAGCACUUUUGACGCGCCCAAACCACCUGCGCAGGAAUCACACCCGCUUGACAAGCACAAUCCGGAGUCGCCAAAAUGAAGCUCGUCAGGUUCCUUAUGAAAUGCCAGAAUGAGACGGUCACGAUCGAGCUCAAGAACGGCACCAUUAUCCAUGGCACAAUUGCCUCUGUUUCUCCCCAGAUGAACACGGCUCUCCGUACCGUCAAGAUGACCCCGAAGGGCCGCGAAACUCUCUCGUUGGAGUCGAUCAACAUCCGCGGAUCAAACAUCCGCUACUACAUCCUCCCCGACAGCCUGCCGCUGGACACUCUCCUCAUUGACGACGCGCCUAAGCCCAAGAACAAGGCCAGGAAGGAGCAGGCUGACCGUGGCGGACGUGGCGGCCGCGGAGGCCCGAGGGGUAGGGGCCGUGGCCGUGGCGGCAGGGGACGUGGUGGUGGCAGGGGCUUCUAAACAGUUUGAGGCUUGGAUCGACACGGAAAGAGCAGCGGCUUUGAGCUGGGUUUCACGAUAUGAAGAAAAAGUGGUGAAGGCGAUCCCGAAUCAUGGCUGGUUCGACACUGAAGAUAACCCGCGCUCUCACGUAUAAUGGCGCGGAAAAGAGGUCUGCGCUUCGGAGCCUGGUGGGGGAUAUGGGCUAUUCUGCGAGAGUGCUUGAGGCAAUUACGUUGCCUGUUUGGCGUAACUGGAUAUUGCAGGAAUGACAGCGAAAAGUAACACCAUUGCGCACGUUUUGAAGAGCAAGCGACUCUUGUGGUUGAAAGAGCAGCGCGAUUGCGGCCCACGACACGGUUCACCCAGCAACUAACCUCAAUGUUCUUGUGCACAGCGAAGGCGCGAAAGAAGACGAUUGAUUAGAUUUUCCAGCUUCACAUGACG